AUGAACGGUCCCGAUCCUAUGGCCACGAAUGAACAGAUUGCGCCUAAGAAGGCGACUGUAUCAACCGGCAAUGGAUCUGUUGGAUGGAAAGACUUGCCAAGGAAGAAAGCACUCGCCGUGAUAGUUCUUGCUAGGCUUUCGGAGCCAUUGACGCAGACCUCUCUCAAUGCCUACCUAUUCUACCAAGUAAAAUGGUUCGACCCGACGCAGACAACUGCCCAAAUCGCCUGGAAGGUAGGCCUGCUUCAGAGCAGCUUCACGGGCGCCCAGUUUCUCACGGCUAUGGCCUGGGGCCGCAUCGCCGAUUCGAGUGCUUUCGGGCGCAAGAGGGUCAUUCUUUGCGGCCUGUGCGGAACAUUCUUGUCGAUCAUUGGCUAUGCUUUUUCCACGACAUUUACCAUGGCGUUAAUCUGCCGAAUAUUGGGGGGUAUCACGAAUGGCAACGUCGGCGUUUUGAGAACCAUAUACCAGUCGCGAGCUUUUAUUUUGCUCCCCAUGACUUUCAAUAUAGGCGUGACUAUAGGGCCAAGCAUUGGCGGCAUGCUUUCAGACCUGGCCGGAAGCUACCCAAACACAUUCGGCAAGGUUCCCCUAUUCGUCAACUUCCCAUACGCAGCGCCUAAUUUAUUCUCUGCCUUCAUCCUGUUUUGCGGCAUCACGUUCACCUGGCUCUGUUUAGAAGAGACUCUGGAUAGUCGCAUGGAUAAAAGAGACCUGGGUCUUGAGCUAGGGAAAAAGAUAUCCGAGUUUCUUGCCUCCUUCAGCUUAUUCUCAAAACGCGACAAAGCUGGUUACGAAAGGGUUGCAUCCAGCGCAGAAGAAGCCGAGGUCAACGACAUGGGUACUGAAUCAUCUAGCCCGACUCUGUACGAUAGCCGCCGAUCAUCGCUAGGUGAAUCUAACCUGGCAGCCCAACAGCCGCCACCCCCACGACGCCCGAGAUAUACGCAACGCUUGCCCUUCGGUCGUAUAUUUACGCGCAACGUGGUUUUUACUCUUAUGGCGCAUUUUCUGCUUGCAUUCCACCUGGGAACCUUCAACUCUCUUUGGCCGGUCUUUCUCUCAACCCCGACUUUUGAUCCCUCUUUGCCAACACCACCCGGCAGCCUAACUCGGCGAUUGCCUUUCAUUUUCACCGGCGGUAUCGGUUUUUCAUCGCAGCAAGUGGGCCCUGUAAUGUCGAUCCUUGGAACCAUCGGGAUCUUCCUACAGCUCUUGGUCUAUCCAAGACUUUCCGCCAGGCUCGGAACUACCACCUCUCUGCGAACUUUUCUCACCUGCUUCCCCAUUGUUUACUUCGCCGUCCCCUUUCUCAGCCUCAUUCCUAGCACGGACCACUCUCCAGAUUCUCAUAGCAAAGCAGGCCCAGCAAUUUGGGUGGCCAUCACGGCAGUCAUAGGGCUGCAUGUUCUGGGAAGAACCUUUGCGCUCCCGGCACAAACGAUACUUAUCAACAAUUGCUCGCCACACCCGAGCGUCCUUGGUACAGUCCACGGGAUUGGCCAGACGGCAAGCUCUGCCGCGCGCACCUUGGGGCCUGCUCUGGGUGCACUUAUUUUUGGUAUUGGUCUUGAGAAGGGUGUGGUAGCCAUCGUAUGGUGGGUUCUCAGCGGAGUCGCGGUUCUCGGCUUGUUGGCCACCUGGCUGUGGGUUCGUGAAGGUAACGGUCACGAGAUCUGGCUUGAGGGUCUCGGAUAUUUUGAACGAGCCCUUCAAGGCCUUGUCAUCGACGACGGCGCUGCUGUCGCUGACAAUGACCUCGUACUCGCCCUUCUCGACGCACCAUUGGUUACGGUGCUCGUCCCAGAAACUGGCGGCGUACUUGGUCUCGAUGUCGACCUUGACCGUCUUCUUGCUGCCGGCGUCGAGCUCGACCUUGGCGAAGCCCUUGAGCUCCUUUACUGGCCUAUUGACGCUCGGCUUUUGCUUGGGCGCGACGUAGACCUGAACAACCUCGGCGCCCUUGACGCUGCCCGUGUUGGACACGGUCGCCUCGACGGUGACGAGCUUGCCGUCCUGGGCAUGGCUGACCUUGAGGUCGCCAAAGGCAAAGGUGGUGUAGCUGAGGCCGUGACCAAAGGGGAAGAGCACGGGGCGGUCGGUGGCCUCGUAGAAGCGGUAGCCGACGUAGACGUCCUCGCCGUACAGGGUGCGGGCACCCUCGGCGCGGAAAUUGAGGAAGGCCGGGUUGUCCUGGCAGCGGAUGGGGAAGGACAGGGGGAGCUUGCCGCUGGGGUUGACGUCGCCAAAGAGGACGUCGGCGAUGGCGUUGCCCGUCUCGUUGCCGCCGUACCACGACUGCAGGAUGGCGGCGACGUCGCCGUGCCAGGGCAUCUCGACGGGCGUGCCCGACUGCAUGACGACGACCGUGUUCUUGUUGGCGGCGGCCACGGCGGCGAUGAGGUCGUCCAUGGGCGCGGGCAGCUUCAUGUCGGCGCGGUCGUGGCCCUCGGUCUCCCAGUCGGCGUUGAGCCCGCCGCAGAUGAUGACCUGGUCCGCGUCCCUGGCCAGCGCCGCCGCCUUGGCGAUCUCCUCCUUGGGGUCGAUGACCUUGCACCCGCCCAUGCGCAGGGCGCCCUCGCCCAGAGCCAUGCCCUCGGUCGGGAUGGUCGAGGUCGGCGCGCUGCCGUACUCGAGCUUGAUGUGGUACUUUUCGCCCUUGGUCAGCUUGUACGUGCCCUUCUCCUCGACUGUGCCGGUGCCGAAAAAGGCGUCACCCCGGCGCUGCUUGGUGGCGUUGUCAACGACGACUAA
Molecule: messenger RNA, 2754 nt
Organism: Pyricularia pennisetigena
Lineage: Eukaryota; Fungi; Ascomycota; Sordariomycetes; Magnaporthales; Pyriculariaceae
Exons: 6
Coding region: 1-2754 (917 amino acids)
Biological process (GO): transmembrane transport
Molecular function (GO): transmembrane transporter activity
Source: RefSeq, a predicted model, not a curated record